GGAGCGCGUAAACACAGAGUUGGUUUCUCUAUGCUAAGGCACUCUACGCGACACCGUGGGGUUGGUCAAGCUCCGCUUUUGAUUGUCUAGACGUUCUCGGUUCCUCGCAUCGCCACUUUAUCCCGAACCCCCGUCGCAACACGUCGGCCCGACACUUGGUCUUUCUGCCCGCCGACCAAAAUGCACCUCAGCCGACGCUGAUCAGAAUCACUCUGGAGCAAGGUGUCGGAGAUGGUUGGUUAUCUGCACGCAGCAGAAGGAACCACAAGUAACAGCGGGAAGCCCGUGGAAGCGGCGCCCGCACAGUCGAGCGUCAACAGCGUCGUUUGCAGCCCCGACCUGGAGGUCUUCGCGUCUGCGCCGUUCCAGUGCGCGCUGUGCCACAAGAGCUUCGCGCAGAAGAACACUUACCAGAACCACAUGCGUUCGCACGCGGCCCCGACGGCGUCCACGGUGGUUCUGCCGCCCGCGUCCGCCAUGCAGGCGCCCAACGACGCCGUCACCACGUCGACGGCGCCGACGUCCGCCGCCGCCGGCGAGGACCCAUACCCGUGCACGAUUUGCGGCAAAACGUUCGCGGUGCCGGCGCGCUUGACGCGCCACUUCCGCACGCACACCGGCGAAAAGCCGUACACGUGCGAGUACUGCCACAAGUCCUUCUCAGUCAAGGAGAACCUCAGCGUACACCGUCGCAUCCACACCAAGGAGCGACCUUACAAAUGCGACGUCUGCGCACGCGCAUUCGAGCACUCAGGCAAACUGCACCGGCACAUGCGCAUCCACACUGGAGAGCGGCCGCACCGGUGCAACGUGUGUGGCAAGACCUUCAUCCAGUCAGGUCAACUGGUCAUCCACACGCGCACGCACACCGGCGAAAAGCCGUACGUGUGUAAUGUGUGCCACAAGGGGUUCACGUGCUCCAAGCAGCUCAAGGUGCACUCCCGGACGCACACGGGCGAAAAACCCUACGUGUGCGACAUCUGCGGAAAGGCCUUUGGCUACAACCACGUCCUCAAGCUCCACCAGGUCGCCCAUUUCGGACAAAAGGUCUACAAAUGCACCCUGUGCCACAUGACCUUCAACUCGAAGAAGUCGAUGGAGUCGCACAUCAAGACACACUCGGGCAGCAACGAGGUGAACAACCACGCCGCCCAGCAGGCCAUGCAAACACCUCUCGAAGAGUCUCCCUACGGACAGCCGGCGGCGCCUCGCGCCGAGCGGGUCUCGAUCGACCCCGCCCUGCUGACGGCCAUCGACCUCCGCGAGGGCACCCUUCGGCGCCAGCACGACGACGAAGACUCUCGGUCCUCCUCAGCGACGCCACCCCUCCGGGUGGACGAAGACGCGGCGCCAAUUGAACCAUCCAUACGCCUGUGUCCAGACCCGCUGUCCAUGCUCUCUGGGACGGCGCCAACAGACUACCUCUCCAACGGCGUCGCGGCGUCCGACUACCUGCUCUUGGAGCGGCGGAAAAGAGGGGUGCCCACCCCUCUGCCGACGCCGCCCAACUCUAACCCCGAGUCGCCGUCACCGUCGUCGUCGCCGGAUCCAGGCGCCGACGACGGCGCCGCGGCACCGCGCAAACGCUCCAAGAUGAUCCUGCAGCGCUACCUGCAGGAGGCGCCGCCGCCGGAGCCGACGCCGGUGCGCAGUUCGUCGGUGAUUCGGUUCGCAAAGCGCGACGCCCACUGAACUACCUCGCCAUUCCAAAGCAAUCGGCGCCUCCGCUGGACUCAAAGAGGGGGUGGAGGACUCGAUUCGCAGCAGCAUUUCGCGCCAGUUGUAUAACAACAGGCGCCGCCCGGCGGCGCCUUGCGAAAAAAAAAUCACGAACAGAAUUUCCUCGAUCGCGCCUGGCGCGAGUAAAUUAACUUUUAAGCGUUAUUACUAGAAGAUAAUUAUUAUAUAUUAUACAUAUUGUGUAAAAAGAAGUCUUACUGAGAGAAAAAGAAGUCGAGCCGAGUACCAUUGAAAAUGGGAAAGGCCAAAAUAUAUUUAUAUUUCAAGCGGAGCCUGAGAGGCGACGCCGGCAGAAAAAAUUCACAACUCACGCAGAUUAAUUACAAUGUAAUACUAAGUAAUCCACACACACCGCGUUUAAGAUUAUUAUUAUAUAUUUUACUUAAUUUAUUGCGACUUUCCGAGGGUCAGACUCCGAGGAAACGAGUUUCUCCUCGAUAGACAUUUAAAAUUAUAUAUUUAACCUUUUAACUGACGGUAAUUGAAUUUAUUAUUUUUGUUAGUCGCCUCUUCUAGUUUUUUUGUGCAGACACUGCUGUAAAAAUGAGAUUUUCGCCGUGAGUUUUGAUAUUUGAGCAGAUUUAAGUUGAUUUUUUCCGACAAAAGUAUAAUAUAUAUAAUGAUCAGGGGCAAAACAUAUGUAUGUACUAUUUUAAGACUGCGAAUUAUUGCGACUCUGUUGCGGAUCGAAACGAGCGCGACAAAUCUGAAUUCACUGACAAACACAAGACUGUCUUUUCUUUGAUUGUUUCGAUUUUUUCUGGGAGAGAAAACUAAAAUAAAAAAUGAAUUUUUAACUUUUCGUUCCUCUAAACGGACUGAUUAUAUGCAAAAGAAAAGUAACGCGAAAUUUCGAUCCGCGCGGUCGCGUCUGUCGAUUGUUGCGAGCUCAACAAUGUUAACUGCUGCAAAAGCUCAGAGCCCUUUCCAAACACCUACAAAUGAAUGCGCGACAAUCGCACAUACACACUCUGUAAAAACACACACACUUUAGCAGCAGAUAAGUGAAAAAAUAAAAAGAUGUGUUGUUCUCGUCCUCCGCUGAACUUUGAUUGUGUAACAAUAUAUAUGACAAAAUAAGCGCAAAGACGUUUCUCAUCUGCUCUUUUACCUUUUUGCCCCGAAUUGAUAAAAGAUUCUAUAUCGUUUGUUCCCACAUGUGCUGUUUGUCAAAAUAAUACUAAAAAUCGUUAGCCUCAGACAGAAAAAAAAAUGAAAGAGAACCACGCGUGUCUCUAUAAUAAAUGUGUAAAUAAGAAAAAUAUUAUGUACCGCCACAAAACACGAGAAUUAAAGUUCAAAACAUUAUUUACCAAAC
This is a messenger RNA of Neocloeon triangulifer, 3058 nucleotides long. Its product is annotated as Krueppel homolog 1-like. The record is from RefSeq and is a predicted model, not a curated record. Gene Ontology annotation, molecular function: RNA polymerase II cis-regulatory region sequence-specific DNA binding; DNA-binding transcription factor activity. The transcript has 4 exons. Gene Ontology annotation, biological process: regulation of transcription by RNA polymerase II. Lineage: Eukaryota; Metazoa; Arthropoda; Insecta; Ephemeroptera; Baetidae. Bases 232 to 1692 code for a protein of 486 amino acids.